Messenger RNA from Bombus impatiens (common eastern bumble bee), 8913 nucleotides. RefSeq lists its product as uncharacterized. Lineage: Eukaryota; Metazoa; Arthropoda; Insecta; Hymenoptera; Apidae. The record is from RefSeq and is a predicted model, not a curated record. Bases 221 to 5446 code for a protein of 1741 amino acids. The transcript has 11 exons. Gene Ontology annotation, molecular function: peroxidase activity; heme binding. Gene Ontology annotation, biological process: response to oxidative stress.
CAAGUAUACGAAAUUACAACAUGAAAAAAUCGAAUGGUUAAGAAUUGAAACUAUCAAAUUUCCAUUUCAAAUUUCCCUAAAAUUAAUUAUAUCGAUGUAAGAUCAGAAUAUCGGAAGAAUUUGCUGAGAUGGAAAAUUGAAAGGUUAGAGAAUGAAAACUAUAAACGUUGUUUGUUUCAAAUUUUAUUAAAAUUAAUUAUAUAAAAUUUGUAAUAAAACGAUGAGUUUCGUUGGCUAUUGCAACGAUUGUAGGGUGUACUUUCGUUCAGGAGAGACAUUCGCAUUUAACACGAACGGGUAUUCAGGAAGCCAGAAUGUCGGAGGGCUGUACGAGUUGCAGGGGUGCGAAUUAUGCAGGCACCACGCUGCAGUUAAGCUCGGCUUCCGGUGGCGGGUCCGGAAGCGGCUCCUCCGGAUCAGGAAGCUCUUGCACAACUACAAGAAGAGUACAGGUACGCGCCAAGGUGCUCUAUGGCUCUGGCAAGGCGAUCGCCAGCUUGCAAGCUCAAGAGAAAGCCGCCAGGCACUGAUAAGCAUCCUCCUCGUCCUUCUUUCCUCCGGUUUGUCGAAGUCAGCGACGAACCAUGAGACUCUGCGAUCAUCUUCCGCGAAAGUAUCUUCGACUCUUCGACCAACAAACGAAUCCACGUUCUACGACCGAUCCAAUCGAGACGAUGAUAAUUCCGAGGCGAUAGAAACUUUAUUUAUUCCCGAGAAUCUGAGUCAAUACGAACAGAUUCUGCUCUACGUGCGAGAAUUAUUUCAAGGAGUGGAACAAUCUGCCGAUUUGUACGAUCAAGAAGUUCCGGCGAGUCUUGAGAGAAACGUAACUGAUAGUACGAGCGACGAGGAUCGAUUUUCGAAGCUGGAAGAGCGAGUCCGAGAGUGGAAUUCGCCGUCAGACAGAGAAGAGGACGAGGAAAUCUAUCCGCAGAGAAAUCCCGAGGGAGGAGUUUCAUUGGGAACAACCGUGCAGGAUAAUAGAAUGGAUGACGUAAUUUCGACAGAAAGAAAUAACUAUGACGCUGGCUACAAAGGGAAAACCGAGCCCGACGAGGAAGACUUGUUGGAGGCGGCUAAUUUUGGGCUCGAUGCCAUGAAGGAUCUGUAUACUGUUAAGGAACCGAAGCUUUACUCGAUGGGUCUUUACCUGGACUCGGACAAUCCUGCGAGGCACGUGGCAGUUUUUAACGAACAAACAGAAGAAGCAAGGUUCCUCGCCAAGUACGGAUACGCGGUUCUUCAGGGCACCACGUUGUUCAGAAGAAAAUUCCCAAAUACUCCGGCAGACUCGCUUCUGUCUCGUCGCAGUCAAAGCAAUCCACUUCAACGUGGCUGCCCAAACAGAGGAGUUCCCAACUGUCCGGCGGCCAGUUUGAGAUACAGAACGUCUGAUGGAAGCUGCAAUAACCUGCAUCAUCUAUGGUGGGGCUCCGCCAUGUCCACUAUGCAAAGGUUCCUGCCUUCGGUUUACGAUGAUGGCAUUCAGAGUAUCAGGAAAUCGGUGACAGGAAGACCACUUCCUAGCGCAAGACUAGUGACCACGGUGAUUCACGAGAACAAAGAUGUCCCCUUGGAAGCUGUUACUCAUAUGCUCAUGCAGUGGGGACAGUUUGUCGAUCAUGAUUUAACAGCCACCGGGCAAGGCAGAGGAUUUAAUGGCUCUAUACCACAAUGUUGUCUGAAAUUCGGAUCCGGUUUCCAACCACCGGAAUUCAUGCAUCCAGAAUGUUUGCCAAUAUCAGUAAGCAAACACGAUAAUUUCUUCGGUCCUUUGGAUGUUAAAUGUUUAGAGUUCGUUCGAAGCGGCUCAGCACCGAAAGAAGAUUGUGAAUUUGGCCCCAGAGAGCAAUUAUCACAGGUGACAAGUUAUCUAGAUGCUUCUGUGGUAUACAGCAACAGCGCCUUUCAAACAGACUCCUUACGAUUAUUUCGGAAUGGUUUAUUGCAAUAUGGGAGGAUUCAGUCGCAGAGACCGGUGCUACCUAAACUCGAUGCCGAUCUCUGUAGACGCGGAUCAUUAUCCACGAAUUGCUUCAAAGCUGGCGAUGGUCGUCUCGGCGAGCAACCUGCCCUCACGUCUCUUCACGUAGCGUUUUUGAGGCUUCACAAUAGAAUCGCGACGAAACUUGCCGCGUUGAAUGCUCAUUGGAGCGACGAGAAACUAUUUCAAGAAUCCCGGAGAAUCGUCGCGUCCAUUGUCCAGCACAUCACCUACAGAGAAUUCCUACCUAUUGUUCUUGGUCAAGACGUGAUGAAAAUAUUCGACCUCGAACUCUUAAAGAAAGGCUAUUACGAAGGUUACGACCCAACAGUGAAACCAACUGUCGCGAAUGCGUUUUCUACGGCUGCCUAUCGCUUUGGUCAUUCUCUGGUUCAACAGAGCUUCGUCCGAUUUAACAGCGAUCAUCAGCCAAUUUUCAACAAUGUUUCCAUCCACAACGAGUUCAUGAAUCCAGCAAACCUGGAAACAGCCGGCUCAGUGGAUCGUCUUCUUCUUGGUCUGAUCAAUCAAAACGCCCAAAGAAGAGACGAGCACAUAAGCGAAGAGUUAACCAACCAUCUGUUUCAAACUCCAAGAUUUCCCUUUGGAAUGGAUCUAGCUUCGAUCAACAUCCAACGAGGCAGAGAUCAUGGAAUUCCCCCAUAUGUACGAUGGCGAGAGCCCUGUGCUCUAUCGCCGAUAAAAAACUUUGACGAUUUAGAGAGAGUUAUGCCACCAUCCACGGCUAGAAAGUUCAAAUUAGUCUACUCGUCUGUCGAAGAUAUUGAUUUAUUCACUGGAGGACUUGCAGAGAAAUCAGUGAAGAGCGGUUUAGUUGGACCCACGUUUGCUUGUAUAAUUGGCCAGCAGUUUAAUAAUAUACGUAGAGGAGACAGAUUCUGGUAUGAGAAUUCAAAGCAGGAAGGCAGUUUCACACCUGGACAGCUCCAACAAAUCAGGAGAGUCACUCUAGCUCAAGUUCUUUGCUCAACUAUGGAUAGUAUAGAGACUAUACAACCAUUUGUGUUCUUGACACAGGAUACUCUGAAGAAUCAACGUAGGCCUUGCAACGAUUCUAUUAUUGGACAAUUGAAUUUAGAAUCAUGGGCAGAGAGAGGUCCAAAAUUUAGAAGAGAAGGUAUCAUUGAUAAAAUAAAGAAGUACGCUUCAGUCAGUGCAACCACUUCAAAAUCUACAGAUUUAUAUUCUCAUAACUUAAACCCUGCAAAAACAAGCGUUCAACAGCAGAACAGGAUUGUCGUGAAGAAGCCUUUUGGUCCUGCAGAUAAUCUAACCAUAGUUGUACAAAAUAAUGCAAUUAAUUCGCCUGUCUUUGUGAAUGAUGCUAUCUAUGGGUCCAAUAUAAAAGUGAAUCCCUCGUUGGUCCAGGAAGUACAACAGAGACCAGUUUCUGAAGGAUCUAUGCCUAUUCCAACUUAUCUUCCAGCAAAACCUGUGAUAAUAGCGCAUCCUCUAGGAAAUCCUGCUUACCCUUAUGUUCCAUAUGCUUUCAGUGAUCCCAAUAAUCCUAAUCCUUUGAGCCAAGGAUAUAGACCUAGCUACUCUAGCGAUGUUGUGUUUGAUAGUUUCCCUGGAACCAGUCCAAGACCAACUUUGUACACUUAUUAUACCAACUUCCAAAAAUUGACUACUCAGAAACCUUCUCAAGAUGUGGAUGCUUAUAUUACAAAUUAUAAAACUCAGGACCAUGGAUCUAAACCAAGCUCGUGGACUAAUUUACAAUAUCAGAGUCAACCAUCGUCCAAACCAGUUUACAGUUCUACUCAGAGACCUGAAGAUGUGGACGCAUAUAUUACAAAUUAUAAACCUCAGGACCAUGGAUCUAAACCAAGCUCGUGGCCUAAUUCACAGUAUCAAAGUCAACCAUCGUCCAAACCAGUUUACAGUUCUACUCAGAGACCUCAAGAUGUGGACGCAUAUAUCACAAAUUAUAAACCUCAGGACCAUGGAUCUAAACCAAGCUCGUGGCCUAAUUCACAGUAUCAAAGUCAACCAUCGUCCAAACCAGUUUACAGUUCUACUCAGAGACCUCAAGAUGUGGACGCAUAUAUCACAAAUUAUAAACCUCAGGACCAUGGAUCUAAACCAAGCUCGUGGCCUAAUUCACAGUAUCAAAGUCAACCAUCGUCCAAACCAGUUUACAGUUCUACUCAGAGACCUCAAGAUGUAGACGCACAUGUUGCUAAUUAUAAGCCACAUGAUCAUGGACCUGAAUUGAAUUCGUGGCCUAAUUCACAGUAUCAGAGUCAACCAUCGGCCAAGCCUGUUUAUGAUUCUCCGGAGCACAAUAAUCAAGGACAUGGAAUCAGUAUUUGGCAGAAAUUGCAAUAUAAGCCUGUGGUUUUGGUCGGUCAAACAGAUUCUGGUAAUUUACAGAGCUAUGCACAAACUUCGAACCACCCACAGAGUUAUCUAAAAGAUUCUGAAGAUACGUACAUCAAACCUGCAAAUAGCCAACAUGAUUACGUAAAAGAUUUCGAAAAUAGAUAUACCACGUGGUCUACCAUCUCUUCUGAUAAGAAGACUGAGGAUACAGUAGUAAAUGAUCCGCACUAUAGACCUUAUCAAGAACCAAAUAGGAAGCCAAUACAGAGUAGUUAUGGAUCAAGUUAUCAAAUUGAUUUCCCUGGCAGACCUACCGCAGGCUUAAACGACCAAGGAACCACAGUCCACUCUAACGCUUUCUAUUUAAGUUCCUCUGCAAGACCAAUUUCGAAUAACGAAUAUAAUAAAGAGUUCAGUAGCUGGCCUGCCAAUCAGAACGAUUAUAAUAUAGCGACUCACUCGACUCCUGUUUACAGACCAGCGCAGCAUGUUAGCGAUUAUCAGACGAGUAAACCCGAGAACUCUUAUCAGAAUGUGCAACCUAAACCGUCGAAAAUUCACAGCGUGACGAUUAUCACGGCGAGUCAAAGCGGAAACGAGGUCGACAGACUCGAGAAUCGAGUUACCAGUGAAGUUCCAAGACCGUUGAAUACCCAAAUAGCCAACGACAGAGCGAAAAGGCCUGGGCAGUAUUAUUACGAGAAGAACGUGCUACAUCGGUAUCCAGAUAAGAUGGAGGAUCAGCCAGCGUAUAACGCUGAACAGAGACAUAAAUCAACGAGCGACGAGGUGUCGAUCGAUGAUACUCUUAUCGUGGCUUCCGUGAGGAAUCAGCUUAUCGAUGGAAAUGGCAACAAUACAGACGUAAAGACAAUGAGUCAGACGAGAAAUGAAUCGUCCAAUAGCACAACAAGCGAUGAUGUGGAUUACGGUCUCGGCGAUGCUUUCUCAGAAGAGACUGAAAUUCCGCCAAGCUACAGAACGAGUCAUUGGCUGAACCCACAUGAGGACACCAGCCUACCGUCAGCUUUGGAGAUGCCAAAAAUCCCAUCAGACAAAACCAGCGCCGCCAAGGAACUACCAAAACCUAUGAAGCUGAGAAAUUACGCCAUGUAACAAUAAGUCCUCUUCCUAUCUUCAUUUUUACAUUCGCUGAACGGUCGUUCCACUUGGUUCGCCACUGCGUAAUUCUCGCGAAUUAGAGAACGUGUAAUUAAUUUAAUUCUAGACGUAGAUCGUUCGCAACGUUAGUAUUUAUUGUUCUUUUAGAAUGAUCUUCACUGCGUGAAAUGAUCGAUGGCUUUUAAUUUAGCUUGUAAGUGCCGGCAUUCAAUCCAUUGAGGAUCAACAUUUCAUUUAUAAUUUCGUAUUUUAGUCAAUUCCAACAAGAAAGUUGUAAAACUCUAUUGAAUCCGUAUUGUGGAUCCUCAAAAAUAUCCUAUAAAUUUGCAGAAAAGCUUUCUUGCUACUAUCUCCUCUUCCACUUAAAAACGUUGUAUCUCAUUCUAAAUGUUACGAUAUUAAUUCAUCUCAUCUCAAUUUUAUACAGUUUGAUUUGAUGAUACAAUUGGACUAUUUUGCAGCACUAUGAUGAACUAGCUUCUUUUCUCUGAAUUAUAGAAGUUCAUUUCGUGUCUAUAAUUUAUGGCGGGCUUGUGUAAUAUUAUUCUAUAAUAUUUAUUAUUCUAACAUAUUUUUUGUAUCUUGAUGAAACGACGAUAGUUUUAUCUUUUAAUUUAGAUUACUACACUGUUUAUCCUUAAUGGGUUAAUGAUCAUUAGACGUUGAUAGUCGUGCGAGACGCGCGUUAUUUAUGUAGAGGAAUAAUACACACGACGAGGGAGUAUUGCACAAUGAUUGCAUGCGCUUAGAACGUUUCUCAAGGGUCGGAUGGAAUGUGUAGCCUACUUUUAUGCCAAUUUUAAACCGUCUCAAUGCGCCGCCUGGAACUACUCCGGACUAUUUUCAGAUGCAGUUCCCGUGUCACUGCGUUUCAUAUGCCGCCUCUCUACACCAGUAAUUUUAAUUACACCUUUAGCAACCUCCCUAUGUUUCAUCCUAACGAACCGUUCUUUAGAGUAACGAAGCAUUCUCUUCGAAUAGUAUCGGUCGACACCGCCGUCGUUUCUCAAUUAACACCGGUAUAGUAUUAUGAAAUUAUGGUACUUGAUCAGCGUCGAUUUAAUAAGCGAAUCGAAUUAGCCUACAUUCGUCUUCUUUUUUUCGAUUGUAAAACACGCUUAAAUUGUAGAUGAUGAUUAUUAAAUUCGAUCAAAACGUUAUUUUCCUCCACGUUCAACUGUGACAGUCAUUGGAAAUUGAACAUCGAUCGAUCAAUGGUACGGCUAAACACAGUGGAUUUCAGAUCUUUGGUUUUUCAUAUAUUCGUUAAAGUAUGCAAACAAUUUCGUUAAAACGCUUUUUUUCUUUAAUUCGAAUCGAUAGCCGCUAGAGCGAUGGAUUUCACUUUUUCUCUCUCUCUUUUUUUUUUGGUUUUUAUAUUAGUCCAAAGUGGCGAGUGAUUUUGACGAAAGUUCAGUUCGAAUAGAUCGCCGUUGGAACUACGAAACUCGUUAAAAUAGUAGAUUUUAAACCUUCUAGUUUCUAUAUGAAUGGAAACACGAAAGUGCUUUUAACAAUUGCCUACACGGUAGAAUCUCGAUUACGAGAACUAAUAGUGACGCAUACUGAUGGAAUAACAGCGUUCUUUAGGUAAUUGAAUGACUUUGUUCUCGUACGAUUUUAGAUAUUGAAAACGUUUCUAACAAGGAAUCAUCCGCAAUUUUGACGUUGUUCGAAGUAAAAUUAAAUCGUUCGAUUAAAUCAAAAUCCAUUUUACAUUUAUUAUCAUCGUGUCUUAACUUCAAUCAUUCAUGUAUUACAGGAGCAGAUUCACCAGUCAUCUAUUGCAUAUUUAGGUACAAAUCAGAAAUUUAGUAUUAAAUUUAAUUUAAUCGAAGCUUUCUGCAGAUCCGAAGGAAUUUCAUGGUUGUUCGUUAGAGAUAGAAGUUUCAGGAAACUGGCGGCAAAUAAAGCUCACCAGCUACGAUACUCCCGAAGAGUAGAGCCGGUGUUUCGCAUCUCGAAGAAAAUUCGGUCUUUAACAUGCCAUUAAAUGAAACGUCGAAGGCUGCCUCAAUGGCUAUUCAACUUGUAAGCCCCGCUUGGAAAGUUCUUACUUUGAACAGUCUGGUACUCACUGCUAUAAAUUAUAAACCUUCCUGGAAGAUACAUUCCAUACUUUUACUGAAUCUUAGCGGAGUGCAAAGUUGGAAUUUCCUUCGUCGAUGGGGAAACAAAAAAUCAAUAUUUUCUGAUUCCCCAACGUGCACAUAAAAUAUUGCAGAUUCCUGAAGUAACCGUUAACAAAAGAGUCAAUGGGUUUAUAAUAUUAAUAUCGACGAUCAAGACGUUUUCUUCGAAAAGAAUAGAUUGAUACGUUGCAUGGAAGAAUUCCAAUUUUUACAAAAUUCGGAAUUUUUCGUUCUGACUAGUAUAAAAUCAAAUAUACUACCGAUUAAUUCUAAACUAGAUAUUCUCAGUAUUCUAAACUUCAGUUUCCGUAAUAAACAGGUAUAGUAAAUAUUCUAAACUUUGAUUCCCAUAAAAUUGAAAAUUUUUAAUUUCAAUUCUCACAAAAUUAAAUAUUGCGAGUUGCAGUUCCCACAAAGUUAAAAAUUUUAUAUUCUAAUUGUAUAAAAUUAAAUAUUCUAAAUUCCAAUUACCACGAAAUUAAAGAUUCUAAGAUUGAAUAAGACAAAUCGUAGAGCUCAUAAAACAAAAGAAUAUAUUCUCAUCUCCAUAAAAAUUUUUUUCCUCUUCCAAGAAUAAGUGGCGAUUCUGGUCGUAUAUUGCGGAAAAACAGAUGCUCGAUCUAAGUGAUCGCUAGGCGAUGGUUUUCGGGUCAUCAGAGAGCAGAGGCAACAGUCGAUCGAAAUGCAGUUUUCGAUGUCACGACCUGGAUCCGCUGUUUCUGCGGUUUGCUACGUGUUAACCGGGCUCGAUGAUGAGAAGCGAUAGAAACUCGGAGUUUGGCCAAACCAGUUCGUCCGAAGCGACUCGUUUCAAUCGUUCGCGCUGUACUUUAUUGCAACACCGUUACGAUAUGCAAUAAAACGUCACUCUUUAUACUCGGUAACAAUAAAAAGGUCUGCAUAAAAAUUGAAAUAACAUUUCCAGCAAUCGUUUCACGCGACAAAUGGCUUGCUUAAAAGCAGUUGUUACCGGACUCGAUUUGCCAAUUCCGCGAGACUUUCUUCUUAAUUACAGGGAAUGACCUUUUCCACGACUUCUUUCCCUUUUCUUUAUUUCUCUUUUUUGGUUGUUCGAUUAAACUAGUCCACAAAAGUGGAUCUCUUCGUGAAAGCUUGGCCAGACUGGUAUGGAUUGGCACCAAUGAAAACAGCCAAUUGCAGCUACACCCGUUUCCAACAUUCUGCUUCUUCGACAUCUCAUGGAAAAUCUUUUUUUUUUUCGAUAAAUGCAGAACGUGAAAUUCCGGUUUAAUAUAGGUUACAUACACUGGCAGAUAUAAAUAAGUAUUAGGUCACUUAUCAGUAUGUAUUACGAAUUGAAUAUUUUUC